UCAAUGAGUCACGAUUAGAAAGAGGAAUAUAAAGCUGUUUUUAUCCUGUCCUGCAGGCGGCGCAGUCCUGACCAGCGGUCACUUCUGUUCUUCACUUCAACAUGGCGCUGUACGGGAGAAGAGCUCUUUCUCUUGGACGCUGUGCAGUUCGCUUGCUGAGCACUGCCAUCAGGACAAGGCAGGUACACUUCACACUGCCUUCAGUCAUCAGGAGGAACUGGAUUUCAGUCGGCAUCUCGGCAGGCCUGUGUGCCGUCCCCUUUGUACAGGACAGUGAAUCCCAUGAAGCCUUAAUCCGUAGAGCCUCGUCUCUGGUGACCGACAGUACCAAUAGUUUUCUGUCUCAGACCACACUGGCACUAGUGGACUCACUCACUCAGUAUACUAAGGCAGCGCACACCCUUAUAACUCUGCACAAGCGCUAUGUGGCGAAUAUCAACAGACUAAAUCCUGAAGAUGAGAGCGCAGUGUGGCAGGUGAUAGUUAAGAAGCGUGAGCAGCUCAUCAAAUACAGAGAUGACUGCAAGCAAUUUGAAGAAUACUGGAGGAGUGCGGUUCGUCUGUCACGGCUGGCCACUGAAGCAGCCUUUAAUGCAGGAGCUGACCAGGCAUCAGCCACAGCUGCGACUAACUUGCAGAUAGCACAGUCUCAUGUAGACGAGGCUCGACAGCGCUCCCGUGAAGCAGACCAGAAACUAAUGGACAGCAAAGCGGAGUACAGCCGGAGGCUCCAGAGCACUUUACCUGUAGAAAACGAGGAAGAAGUCCCAGAGGCUUAUCUGAGAGAGGACUAGUGAUGAGCAGCAUCAUAAAGACACAUGCAGCUCUUCAUCUUCUCCAAUCCAGUUAGGAGCUGCUUCUGUGUCUGCAAUUUAGAUGUUUUUGCACAAUGUUUUUUAAUAAUGAUUUUCUAAUAAAAAAAAAAAUGACGCAAGAAAGCAUAAAAACAACGGCCAAAAGUAACAGAAGUAAAAAGCAGAGUAGGCAAGCCAUUCCUACACAUAUUUCUAUAUUAUUAUUAUUUCUUUUUUUAUUUGUAUUUAUUUGUAAUAAUUUGGUUUAGAGAUGCUAUCAAAUUCUAGUGUAGUUUAAUUUCUAUUAUUAAUUUUAAGAAGUCAGUAAAUGUCAAAAGUGUCAUUGAUCUGUAAAAAUCAUUUUAGAAGAAUCCCUAAUAUGUGAUUUACAAUGCCUUGAAUUUUUACUUUGUCUCAGGAUUUUUAGCUCUUCAAAUGCGAAUGUGGGGGUCAGUUGGAGGAAAGUGGAAGCCUCAUGCUUUCAGUGCAAAACGGUAGAGGGCUCUAAAUAUUGCAAAUGCUCCUUUAAUGUGAGACUAUUAACCUGAAAUACUGUUAGUGUUUACUGAAGCCUUUACACUGUUUAUUUGCUCUCUCUGUCUGUGAGGGAGUGAGAGAGAGAGAGACAGAAAUCUUGGAUUCUGGGCUCUUGUGAAACUCUGUGCUGUAUAUGCUGAUGGAAAAAAAACUGUCUUGACGUGACAUGUACUGCAUUUUGUUCAAAUUAAAGAUGCUGUCUCAA
This is a messenger RNA of Hemibagrus wyckioides, 1536 nucleotides long. It is a transcript of the gene diablob, whose product is annotated as diablo, IAP-binding mitochondrial protein b. Lineage: Eukaryota; Metazoa; Chordata; Actinopteri; Siluriformes; Bagridae. The record is from RefSeq and is a predicted model, not a curated record. The transcript is spliced from 6 exons. Bases 102 to 794 code for a protein of 230 amino acids. Gene Ontology annotation, biological process: neuron apoptotic process; intrinsic apoptotic signaling pathway in response to oxidative stress. Gene Ontology annotation, cellular component: mitochondrion.